AUGUGUCGCUCGUCGAAGCAGAAAAUCCAAUGUUUGUGUCUGUCACAUGUUGGAGACGUGAGGAUCAGACGCAGAAAGAGAGGACCAGGAGAGGACCAGGAGAGGACCAGGGGAGAACCAGAAGGGGACCAAGAGAGGACCAAGAGAGGACCAGGAGAGGACCUGGAGGGGACCAGGGGAGAACCAGGAGGGGACCAGGAGAGGACCAGGGGAGGACCAGGACAGGACCAGGAGAGGACCAGGGGAGAACCAGAAGGGGACCAAGAGAGGACCAAGAGAGGACCAGGAGAGGACCUGGAGGGGACCAGGGGAGAACCAGGAGGGGACCAGGAGAGAACCAGGAGAGGACCAGGAGAGGACAAGGAGAGGACCUGCAGGGGACCAGCGGAGAACCAGAAGGGGACCAAGAGAGAACCAGGAGGGGACCAGGAGAGGACCAGGAGAGGACCAGGAGAGGACCAGGAGAGGACCAGGAGAGGACCAGGGGAGGACCAGGAGAGGACCAAGAGAGGACCAAGAGAGGACCAGGAGAGGACCAAGAGAGGACCAGGAGAGGACCAAGAGAGGACCAGGAGAGGACCAGGAGAGGCCGGUGGAUGGUCCUCAGAGUGUCAGUGUGAUGAACACUGUAUUAAAAAUGACAGACUCCAGCUGCAUUCUCCACUUUCACACUUCACCGUGCAUAAGUGGCGUCCGUGCAUCUCGCCGCCGGCGCCACGUUAA
Messenger RNA from Knipowitschia caucasica, 723 nucleotides. NCBI's taxonomy places the organism in Eukaryota, Metazoa, Chordata, Actinopteri, Gobiiformes, Gobiidae. The record is from the annotation of a GenBank genome assembly.